Molecule: messenger RNA, 1335 nt
Organism: Fusarium venenatum
Lineage: Eukaryota; Fungi; Ascomycota; Sordariomycetes; Hypocreales; Nectriaceae
Source: RefSeq, a predicted model, not a curated record
AUGACUGCUCCCACCCUUGAUAGCGAAGCCCAAGCUCGCAUCCCCGACCGACACAUUUCCUCGCCAGACUCGCCAAUACAGACGAUAGAAACCCCCCUCAAAUUUGAGAUACCCGAAGACUGUCGCACUUUCUCUCCAUUUGCUCGCCUACCGCCCGAAAUACGCACCCAGAUAUGGCAAAGUACCCUGGACACCCCCGGUAUGCACUUUCUCAAAAUCGACACCGACUGGCACCCAUCCACAGGUAUCGGAAAAUGGUGGAUGAAAGAGUCGACCCUCCUCAAUAUGUCCUCGGAUGACGAAAAUGAAGAAGGUGAUCCUAUGACCCUCGAAGUCAAAAGGGAAAGGCGGCCAACACACAAAAUAGAUGGUGCCUUGAAGCCUCUCUACCCCACUUCACAAGCCGACAUCUCCUACUACACCAACCUGCACAAGCAACUCGCCAAACUCUCUGUUACAUGCAAUGAAGCUGCGGCUGUUGCCAAAAGCCUCGUGAAACGAUCAACCGCCUUUCGUUUGGAUACUGGACGGCUCGUUAGCCUCAACUCCUCAUCAGAUGUUAUUUACCUAGAUUACAUCCCUCCCGAUUUCUAUGAAGACAACAUACGUUUUACCAAAGCUCUAAACUGCUCAGGAUUGGAUCAGAUUCGCAAGGUCGCCAUGAGAUACUGCCACAAAUGGCAUGACCGGAAAUCACCACUGCGGUGCCCGAAUUGCGGCCAGAUUCAUGACCUGACUGAUAGACUCAGGUAUCCAAAGCAUCUGUACCGGUUUUUAGCACAAUAUCUUCCCAACUUGGAGGAAUUUUACUUUGUUGACUACAUGAUUCUACGAAAGUCACGUGGAACUACCGAAGCCUGUACCGAUACACAAGGAUCCUUAAAUGGCCAAAGUGCAGGAAAACUCAGAACGUCCAGGUUUGAGGGCGGAAACAGAAGCUUCUAUGAGGUGGAAGAGCCAAGCUGGAAGAUCACCUCACAUGUCCUUGAGGUUAAAUCCUGGUUGCAAGAACAUUUUGUUAAAUACGCCAAAUUGAGUAAGCUCAGCAAACACAAGAAUCCGGAACAGGUCAAAUUCGGCGUCCUCGCAUGCGAAUGGCGUGUCGAACCUCCUGCGACACCAAAGAAGGCAUCCGUGACGCCAGUUAAAAAGGGAAGAAACAAGAGAGCUCAUAGUGAGGAGCACUCUUUGUCAAGGGCCCGACAGAUAUCGCCGCGCCAGAGACCAAUUUCCCCCAUCGAAUAUCUUCCCUACGAAGCGACGGUCCGUUAUCCGUUUGUUUUUGACGCGUGCGGCAGCAACAAGUAUGAUUUCACCUUUUCAAUGUCCCUUUAA